AUGAGCUAUGGACGUGAGUCUGGCAUCGCCAAUGUAGCCAACUUGAAACUGGCCGUUAUAGUCCUCGCUUUCACCACUGCUCUCAAUGUCAUCUUACCUAUUUUCAUUUCUCUCCCGCCUACAAUUCCUUUUACUGUGGAAUCAUCUCGGGAAUCUCGACUGAAUAGCCAAGAAGGACAUCCUCGUGACUGGGACUUACCUCUCAAGCAGGUCGCGCUCACAGUCGAGGACUCAGUCAACUUCCAGCUCGACACAUUCGAAGGUGCUCAGCAAUGGCGGGCCAUUCAACCUCCCGGAGACGGGUAUAUCACUCUCGGCGAAGGUUCUGAUACACGUCGAUAUCGCCUCGCAAUGUUCCACGCACUCGAUUGUCUUGAUACUGUCCGCCUGGGCGUUCUACAGAGAAAAGCUGACCGAAGCACCCUUACGUCUCCAGAGGCGCAUCUCUGCUUGGACUACCUCAGGCAAACGAUCCAGUGCCGUUCAGAUACUCAGCUUGAGCAGGUUCGCAGCGAGUACGGCCCGAAGUCCGUACAACCGUUCGUUACGCAUAACAAUUGUCGAGAUUGGUCAAGAGUCUAUGCAGAGCUUGAGAAGCGAUAA
Fomitiporia mediterranea MF3/22 is the source of this 603-nucleotide messenger RNA. RefSeq lists its product as uncharacterized. The record is from RefSeq and is a predicted model, not a curated record. Gene Ontology annotation, biological process: mycotoxin biosynthetic process. The coding region runs from base 1 to 603 and encodes 200 amino acids. The transcript is spliced from 2 exons. NCBI's taxonomy places the organism in Eukaryota, Fungi, Basidiomycota, Agaricomycetes, Hymenochaetales, Hymenochaetaceae.